AUGUGGAAAUAUCUUUUGGAACUAUGUCAACGAUUUUUUAAUUCAACUUUCGAUGUUCAAAAACUGCAUUUGGAUUUUGAAUCUGGAGCUCAUGAAGCUGCAAAAGAAAUAUUUCCGAACGUGAUGAUUGUAACAUGCCGUUUUCAUUUAGGCCAAGCUUGGUGGAGAAAGAUUAAUGGAGAUUCAAAUUUGAGAAACGCAUACAAAGAUAACAACAAUGAAUUAGGUCAAUGGCUAAAAUUAUUUUUUGGCUUACCGUUUUUACCCAGUGACGAAAUUGAAGAUGCAUUUUUAGCAUUAAUAGCCGAAUGCCCCAGCCUAGAAGAAGGUCAUGUUUUUACAGACUAUUUAGUAUCAACAUAUAUUGCACCUGAUUCAUUAUUUCCCCCAUAUCUUUGGGCACAAGAACCCUCAGUAAAUCCAAGAACUACUAAUGGGCCAGAGAGCUUUCACAGGACGUACAAUGGUCAGUUUUAUAGCCCCCAUCCUCCAACACACGUAGUUAUAUCAGUUUUAAAAGAAACACAAGCUCAAACUUUGACAAUAAUUAAUUCUAUUAAAAACAAUGUACAUAAGCCUAUGGCCAAAAAAGAUAAACUUUUAAUUGAAUCAACUUUACAAAAUUAUAAUGAUUAUAAAGUACACAAAGAUCUAAUUUUAUAUUUAAGAAAAACUGGAAAUUCCUACCAGGGAAAAAAUUUAAAAAAAAGUAAAAAUGUAGAAAAUUUUUUUUAA
This is a messenger RNA of Macrosiphum euphorbiae (potato aphid), 735 nucleotides long. NCBI's taxonomy places the organism in Eukaryota, Metazoa, Arthropoda, Insecta, Hemiptera, Aphididae. The record is from the annotation of a GenBank genome assembly.